Messenger RNA from Oncorhynchus nerka (sockeye salmon), 1314 nucleotides. Its product is annotated as thiosulfate sulfurtransferase/rhodanese-like domain-containing protein 2. The transcript has 6 exons. NCBI's taxonomy places the organism in Eukaryota, Metazoa, Chordata, Actinopteri, Salmoniformes, Salmonidae. The record is from RefSeq and is a predicted model, not a curated record. The coding region runs from base 258 to 1139 and encodes 293 amino acids.
UAUUUGUCAUCGCCGGUGUGUCCUAACGUAAGUUAGCUAGCUAGUAGUGUUAAUUUAUAGCUACAUUUUGUUGGCUUUGGUGAUAAACUCGGGUACAAAGGUUAUUUGCUUCGUUUAAUGUUUUAAUUGCUGACAUAAGCUAAACAAGGCAUGGGGGCUAGCUUCAACUGUAUGCUAGGUCACAUUAUCUUUAUUAUCAACUUAGCAAAUAACGUUAUCACUCUAGGAAAGGUCUAGCCACAGAAAGAAGAGGGGACAUGAUGACAACCGAUGAUAUGGCAUGCAAUGAAUUAAUUAACAUAGAUGUUGACACCCUUGCCCCCCAUGAUUUAAAACAAGAAAAACUCCAACUUUCUGCAACUCUACGAAAGUACUACUCAUUCUGUAAGAGGAGGACCAGCAAUGGGGGUGCAGAGUGUUUUUGUGACCUGAGGGUUGGAGUCUACAAGGAAAUAGUUCCAAUGGGAGUGGACCCUGAUGCCCUCUCCUACAGUCUAGCAGGUACUCAAUUGGAACCUGAAGAAUUCCACAAAGUGGAGGCUCUUUUGUCAAAAGGUGACUCUUGCAAUGAUACAAUACUGCUGGACUGCCGGAACUUCUACGAGAUUAGAAUUGGCCAGUUCAGCCAAUGUUUGGCCCCUAACAUCCGAAAAUUCAGUUACUUCCCCGAUUACGUUGACCAGAACCUUGACCUCUUUCGAGACAAGAAGGUCCUUAUGUACUGUACCGGUGGCAUUCGCUGUGAACGCGGCUCAGCCUAUCUCCGCUCAAAACUUGUGUGUAAAGAGGUUUAUCAGCUGAAAGGUGGCAUUCAUAAGUACCUGGAACAAUUCCCUGAGGGCUUCUAUCGCAGCAAACUGUUUGUGUUUGACGAGCGCUUUGCAAUCUCCUCCAACAGUGACAUCAUCUCAGAGUGUAGGUACUGCAAUUCUCCGUGGGACCAGUACCAGCUAUGCUCCACACACUUCUGCUGCCAGCUGGUUCUUUCCUGCUCUGCCUGCAGACAGGGUGGCCACACCGCCUGCUGCCCCAUCUGCCAGACCAAGGGCAAGGGAGAAGAGCCCCCUGCCACACCUCCACAGAGAGAGGAGUGCAAGUGCACAGCCAUGCGGCCCAUGAUCCCCCAGGAUGCAUUGUGAUGUGACAUCACCAGUUUAAAAAAAAGUUCAACAGAGCUAAGCAGAGACCUUACCUGGAGCUUAACCCAUUCAUGUAUUUUAAAUGGACCAUCCUUUUUCAAUAGACUCAAAUGUGAUUGUGGUGACAAUCGGCGUGUGCCUAUUUUAAUUAAAGUAAUCCUCAACAGAUCUGUUA